Klebsormidium nitens is the source of this 1428-nucleotide messenger RNA. Lineage: Eukaryota; Viridiplantae; Streptophyta; Klebsormidiophyceae; Klebsormidiales; Klebsormidiaceae. The record is from the annotation of a GenBank genome assembly.
AACCUGCUUUAUUCAACGUCAGUGUGGGACGGUGUUCUGAAAAGCAAUGCGUCCUUACAAGUUACAGGAAAGAGGAAGAUCGACCUUCCAUUGGUGGACCUAAGGUGCCAUCCGUGGCGAGAUAUGUAUGUGGGAGAAGAGGAGGCAUGUGUCUUUCUAUCAAAAUGCUCUGCAAAGUAGUUUAGAACUGCGGCAGGUGGCCUGCACCAAAGAAUGCUGACACGGGGGCAAUCUGGUUUUGCGAUACGCCGUUUGCUGUUUGGUGGUAGCGUACAAGGGUGGCAGCAAAUUUGACGGAAGCUUAUCGACAAACAUGGCUACGCGAAGUCGGAGGGCAACACGUGGUAGCAAUGAGGCAAUGCUGCGUCAGUUCAACGAUCAAUUGCAAACAGCAAAACGACAGAUCAGAGCUAUUGCAGGAGACGGCAACUGCAUGUUCAGAGCAGCGGCUGACCAACUCUUUGAUGAUGACGACAGGCAUAUGGAAGUACGGCAGCUAACAGUGGACUACAUGCUGAAACAUGAAGAAGAGUUCGUCUCCUUUCUUGCACCUGCGACAAGACCUGCAUAUAAGAAGUAUUGUGCACUCAUGCGCAAAGAUGGACGCUGGGGAGGACACAUUGAGCUCGCGGCUCUGUCAAAGGCAUACAAGGUCUCCAUAAUUCUUCAUCGACUUGGGGAGAAGCCAAAGUUGCUCAUACAAAACGAAGGGGACACGAAAGAGAUUCAACUGGCUUUUCAUCAAAAUAUCAAUGAGCACUACAACUCGGUGGUCAAAAUCAGCGACAGCGAAGGGCGAGCAGCACCCUCAAGGAGAGCUGGGAAGGAGAACGUUUCACCGGCAGGGGAGCCCCUAAAGUCCGAAGCACCGGCAGUCUCUCGAGGUCGAAAGACGCAGAAGCAGGCAAAGGAAACGACACCAUCUCCGCUUGGGAACCUCCCGCCCGCAAAGCCAUCCCCUCUAGCAAGCACCCCAGAUCUGACAGCAGAAGGAGCGUCAAAAAAGCUGCAUAACUUGCAGUUGUCAAGCGGAAAGCCGGCUGCCGCGGAGGAUACUGACGUGGACCUGGAUAGCAUGACGCUAGACGAACUGAAAGGGCUUUAUAUCAGCAUGUUCGAGCAGAAAGGCAGGGGGAGAACCGUCCGGUGGUAUAAAGAGCGUAUCCUGGCAGAGUAUCGAGUCCGUGAAACGCUUCAAGAAGACGCCGCUGAGGAUUAAGGGUCUACCUGCUGUAGCAAAACGACGUCGAGCACACCUGGUUGACAGUGAGAAUCUUCCAAACGGCAAUAGCUUCAAGAAACCUAGGCUCGAUCACGUGAUGUACAAUUACGUCCCUAGCUCUGACAACAAUGGACACAGAUGCGCGUUGCUAUUCCGCUCGCCGGACGCUCCUGCUAAGUCUCACCGCGCCUGUAGGCGACUGGCAC